Molecule: messenger RNA, 1842 nt
Organism: Morus notabilis
Lineage: Eukaryota; Viridiplantae; Streptophyta; Magnoliopsida; Rosales; Moraceae
Product: probable serine protease EDA2
Exons: 12
Coding region: 175-1647 (490 amino acids)
Biological process (GO): proteolysis
Cellular component (GO): vacuole
Molecular function (GO): dipeptidyl-peptidase activity; serine-type exopeptidase activity
Source: RefSeq, a predicted model, not a curated record
AAAGGCAAUACAAAGUUUGUCCCAGAUAAGGAAUGAACCAUAAAAAAACAAACACGUGGAAAACGUGGGCAGGCAGGGAGGCGUUGAAUUCUCCGUGUUUUCUGGUCGGAACUUGAAGUGAAGUGAAUUACAGAGAAAAAGGGACAACAGAGGUGAUAAACGGGGACGAACGACAUGGCGCAGAGCUGGAAAACGACGUCGUUUUUUGUGGUUCCUCUGGUGAUCUCCACUCUCUUCUCAAGCUUUGGCUAUGGCUACGGAAUGCCUCCCCGUUCCAUGCUCAACCGCUUGACCGCCGCAGGCAACUACUUGACCACCAAGGAGCUCUGGUUUACUCAGAAUCUCGAUCACUACUCUCCUUACGAUCACCGUCAAUUUCAGCAGCGUUACUACGAAUUCCUCGACAAUUUUCGGAUUCCAGAAGGACCGAUCUUCCUCAAAAUCUGCGGCGAAGGACCUUGCAAUGGAAUACAGAACGAUUAUCUUAGCAUUUUGUCGAAGAAGUUCGGAGCAGCUAUAGUGUCACUGGAGCAUCGCUACUACGGAAAAAGUUCUCCAUUCAAAUCGUUGACCACUGAGAAUCUCAAGUUCUUGUCUUCAAAGCAGGCUCUUUUCGAUCUCGCUGCGUUUCGUCGAUAUUACCAGGAGUCUUUGGAGCAGAAGCUGAAUCGAAAAAAUGUGGAAAAUCCAUGGUUUUUCUUUGGCGUUUCAUAUCCUGGGGCUCUUAGCGCGUGGUUUCGUCUCAAAUUCCCUCAUUUAACAUGUGGGAGUCUCGCGAGUUCUGCCGUUGUUCUUGCUGUUUAUAAUUUCACCGAAUUUGACCAGCAGAUUGGUGUCUCAGCUGGUCCAGAAUGUAAAUCAGCCUUGCAAGAGGUCACUCACCUCGUCGAAGAAAGGCUUGCUAACGAAGGAAAAUCGGUCAAGGCUUUGUUCGGCGCAGCCGAGCUCGAGAUCGACGGAGAUUUCUUUUAUUUUCUGGCGGAUGCUGCUGCUAUAGGGUUUCAAUAUGGAAAUCCGGAUUCAGUAUGCACCCCCCUUGUUGAAGCAAAGAAGAACGGAGAGGAUUUGGUGGAUACUUAUGCCAAGUAUGUCAAAGAAUAUUACAUCGUAAAAUUUGGCACAGAUGUUCGGACAUAUGAUCAGAAGUUCCUGAAAAACACUACUCUUACUGAUGAUAAUUCUGCGCGGUUGUGGUGGUUCCAAGUUUGUACUGAAGUUGCAUACUUUCAGGUGGCACCUAAAAAUGAUAGCAUCCGGUCUUCAAAAGUUGACACAAGAUACCAUUUGGAUCUUUGUCGGAAUGUCUUUGGAGAGGGCAUCUACCCUGAUGUUGAUGCAACAAAUUUAUACUACGGGGGCACAAAAAUUGGAGGGACAAAGAUAAUAUUUACAAAUGGCUCACAGGAUCCGUGGCGUCAUGCGUCAAAGCAGACUUCAUCUCCAGAUCUGCCUUCCUACCUCAUCACUUGUAAUAAUUGUGGCCAUGGAACUGAUUUGCGAGGCUGCCCCCAAAGUCCUCUAAGCCUUGAAGGCAACGCCCAGAAUUGCAGCUCUCCCGACGCAGUUCACAAAGUAAGGCAACAGAUAAUAGAGAACAUAGACUUGUGGUUGUCUCAGUGCCAUGACACAGAAAAGGGUUUUAUGUAAGAUAUUUAUAUCUUGUUUUAUGUACAAGAAAUUGUAUAAUUGAUUGCUCAACUAACUUCAGUCUCCGCUAUUACCUUCUUAAUGGAUGCUUUUAUUACGAAUCCGUGAAGGUGAAGGAUAUUGCCACGACUUGACCUUUCUUGUUAUGUACAAUAUAAAGCCUUCGAUUUAUGAAGUCUUGUUUUUCCUUUUUAA